This is a messenger RNA of Lotus japonicus, 719 nucleotides long. RefSeq lists its product as uncharacterized. The record is from RefSeq and is a predicted model, not a curated record. The transcript has a single exon. NCBI's taxonomy places the organism in Eukaryota, Viridiplantae, Streptophyta, Magnoliopsida, Fabales, Fabaceae. Bases 128 to 535 code for a protein of 135 amino acids.
UAUCAAUGUGGCUCACAUCACAAGUUCAACUUUUUUAUACUUCCUAUUCCUCCACAAUGCCCUUCAUGUAAAUUCCAAGCAAACUUCAUAACUUUGUGUGCUCUCUCUCCCAGCACAUGCUCUUGAGAUGGCUCCAGAUCAUUAUCAAGAUCACGAGCCAACCACCACCACCACUCUUCAACCACACCUGGCCACAUGGCCAUGGCAUCUCCGCCGGAGGCUGAGGCGGCGGAGGAAGGUCCAGACGGUGAGGCUAGGCGGGCAGAAGCCACGGCGGCGAGUCCUCCGGGGGCUGGUGAGAGUCUUUAGGAGGAUGCGUGUGAGGUGGCUGAAGCUGCAGUAUCUCCGGUUGUUGAAGCGGCUUAAGGAGCACUACCGGAACGUGGUGAAGGACAUGAUAGAAGGUGCCGCCACCAUCGAAACGUUUCAGCAGCGGCUUUUCAUGGAAAGCACUUUUGCUAUCCCGGUUGGCUUUAACUUGUCUACCUAUCCUUCUCGUUGUGGAUCGGAUUACAAUCGAACCAUUUUCAUGUAAACUGUUUUUUUCUUGUCUUUUUGUUUUUUAUAAUAUAUAAGUAUAUAUAUUACCCUCAACCCCAAAACUUUUCUUAAUUUCCAUUUUCUUUUCUAUGUAUAUGUAAAUGUCUGAAAAUCAAAAGAAGGAAACUCAAGUUGUUUCGUAUCCUUCCAUUUGUAUAAUUAUAUAUGUUGUUGGGAAA